AUGAAUCACAGUGAUAAUGGGACAUACGAGGGAAUGCUGCCCUGUGAUCAGAAUGUGUUCACCGACGAGCAAAUCGACAUGCGUUUAAUGGGAAAUAUGCCGAUCUCCGUUUUUGGAAUGUUCACAAAUCUCAUCAAUAUUGUUGUCUUCCUCGACGUGGAGAUGCGUGUUCAACUCGUCAACCAUUUUUUGUUAGCUUUAUCGAUUUCCGAUCUACUGCUUCUCAUUUGCAAUUUCUUUUUCUUAAUCUUUCCCGUCAUUGCGAUGAUGUCAACACGAGUCGAUUUACACAAUGCGUACCCGGUGGCAUUGUGGCACGCCUACCCAUUGGCUUUGACAACACAAACGUGUGGAGUCUACUUGACGGUGCUCGUCUCCGUUCAUCGAUAUCUUGGCGUUUGUCAUCCAUUUCGCGCCAAGCGUUGGGUCUCCGGUCGUCCCGUCAAAACGGCAAUCGUUGGAUCGAUUCUUUUCUCGGUAUUGAUCAACGUUCCGUCGUGGUUCGAGUUGAUGAUCGUGCCGUGUUACGCGAAAAGUUUCAGUCAAACAAUAAACUUCCUCAGCCUUACUCCCCUUCAGCAGCACCGUGCCUACAACAUUAUCGCUAAGGUGAUCGGCUACACAAUGGUGAUGUUCAUCAUUCCAUUCAUGACGCUCAUCUUUGUAAAUUGCCGAAUUUUGGUGGCAUUGAAGCAAAGUAAACACUUGCGAAAUAUGCACUCGUCAAAGAAAUCGACCACAAGUCGAAGUAUGGUGAUGAAUCAGUUUCGGAUGUUGAAAAACUCGAAAUACGCGGAUCUCUUUCAGACAUUGACUCGAAUGACAGGCAUUCAUCCUCCAUUUUUGAGUCUCACACACAAACCAAAAUCCUACUACGAAAGAGGAAUCCAAAAAUUGCCUGUAAAAUGGGCAGAAUUCGUCAAUAAUAAUGGAAAUUAUUUGGAA
Messenger RNA from Mesorhabditis belari, 945 nucleotides. NCBI's taxonomy places the organism in Eukaryota, Metazoa, Nematoda, Chromadorea, Rhabditida, Rhabditidae. The record is from the annotation of a GenBank genome assembly.